Penaeus monodon (black tiger shrimp) is the source of this 2090-nucleotide messenger RNA. RefSeq names its product receptor-type tyrosine-protein phosphatase T-like. The transcript is spliced from 15 exons. Gene Ontology annotation, biological process: protein dephosphorylation. Gene Ontology annotation, molecular function: protein tyrosine phosphatase activity. The record is from RefSeq and is a predicted model, not a curated record. The coding region runs from base 146 to 1972 and encodes 608 amino acids. Lineage: Eukaryota; Metazoa; Arthropoda; Malacostraca; Decapoda; Penaeidae.
GGGCCUCGUCUACUUAAAGAAGUACAGGAAGCCAAAAGAUCUUUUGGAAUUUCAAGACAGUAACACCAGAAUCAUAGAUGAUGGAGUGAAUCAUUCUGAAGGGAAUUCCAACCUGGUCCAUGUCCAGCAGCAGAAUGUUGCCCUCAUGCCAAUGCAGCCAGUACCACAGCAGUAUCAGCUGACAGCAGGAAGCACGGUGCCGGAUCGUGAGCCCCCUUCCCCGUCGGUGCAGGACAACAUUUACGAGAAUGUAGGAAGCCCCACGGCCAACAGGAUAGCGCGAGUGGAACUGGAGGCAUACCUCAACAAGGUUAUUGGCACCCAGGAUGCUGCAGAUGACUUUAAGAAAAUUCCAGCAACCAUGGACAAAUCUAUGGCGUAUGGCGAGCAACUUCAAGUCAAGAAGAAGAACAGAUUUAGGAACAAUUUACCGUUCGAUGAAACCCGAGUGAAAUUGUCAGUCAUCAACAACGAUCCCUUCAGCGACUACAUCAAUGCCAACCACGUUUAUGGUUUUGGUGGCUACUUGAGGUACAUUGCGUCCCAAGGACCCAAGGAUGCAAACGUCAGCACCAUCGGCGACUUCUGGCGCAUGAUAUACGAACAGAAGAUGGACAUCAUUAUUAUGGUUGCCAAUUUCAUCGAGGCGGGAAGGGUCAAGGUCGGGGAGUACUUUCAGCGCGGAGCUACUCUGGAGUUCGACGGCUUUGUCGUGUCUGCCAUCAAAAGCGAACAGCACCCACACUACAUUGUAUCUACUAUACAGGUCUGGAAGGGUGACAUUUGCCAUACCGUCACGCACUACCACUACACCAGGUGGCCCGACCAUGGGGUGCCCAGUGAAGCCCAGACACUGGCUGCCAUGAUGAGAGACAUCCUGAACACACACACGCAAGGUGGUGCUGUGGUGCACUGUUCUGCUGGCAUUGGCCGAACUGGCACUGUGCUCUUAGUGUUGCUGAUGCACGAGAUGCUAACCAUCGACGGUGACGUUGAUCCCGUGCAGGUCCUGAGACGCCUGCGCGAGUGUCGUGCACGACUGGUGGAGAAUCAGGCCCAGUAUAACUUCGGUCUCGAGGUUUUUGAUGAAAUUCUCUACGGCGCACAAACAGUGACUGCUCCGGCUAUGCUAGAUGCUGCACUACCACGCCUUUUGCAGGACAGCCACACUCUUUACACAAGAGCAAAGAAAUUGCCAACCGGCCUGACCUUCCGCAUUGGCUCUCAGGCCAGCGUGACGCACCUGAAUCGAUCCCAAGACAUACUUCCUGCAGAUAGUCGUAGCAUUUUCCUGAACACUGGCGAUGGUCAGAUCUCGUCUCAGUACAUCAAUGCUGUGCGGAUAAACGGGCUCGAUAAGCCAGAUACUCUCAUUGUGACUGAGCAUCCUCUUCAAGGUUCAGUGCUGAAAUUUUGGCAUCUUGUAAUAGAGAAAAACUGUCUAUCCGUUAUUCUUCUGAACUCCUUUGAUGUAUCUGAACAGGUGGAGUUUCCAGCUCUGAUACCGGAGAAUUAUUCCUACUUUACGAUAGGCUCAUACAGCAUCCAAACUCAACAUUUCCAGGAGUAUGAGGCGGUUGUCCAGUAUUCUUUGACCGUAACAACGGAAAAGAAUACAGAACACAAAGUUGUAGUGUACCAGGUGCGAGACUGGCCUUGUACCAGUGCUGUGCCAAAUAACCCUGAAGCCCUCCUCACUGUGGCAGACUUAGUGCUCUCUGGACCAACUAAUGACGGUCCAAUGCUGCUGUGUUGUGCGGAUGGCGUCACCGCGUGCGGGCUGAUGGCUGGUGUUAUUCUGACAGUGGAACGCCUUCAAACGUACCAGGAAGUUGAUGUUUACCGCACUGUAGUGAGACUUCUUCGCUGCCGGCCUCAGUUCAUCACUUCGGUGGUUCAGUUUGACUCGCUGUACCAAGCUGCUCUGAGCUACAUAGAGAAUUAUGAUACAUAUGCCAACUUCAGUGGCUGAAAUUGCAGUGCCUUUGAGAAAAAAAAUAUAAGGAAGAACUAAGGCUGAACAAUAAGAAUAUUUUACACGUUACGUAACAAGAAUAUUUCUGUUACGAGGACUCAGUUUGAAGUACAAA